This is a messenger RNA of Pyrenophora tritici-repentis Pt-1C-BFP, 633 nucleotides long. The record is from RefSeq and is a predicted model, not a curated record. Lineage: Eukaryota; Fungi; Ascomycota; Dothideomycetes; Pleosporales; Pleosporaceae.
AUGCAUUUCACAACAACCUCGUUACUUGCCCUCGCGGUUCCCACCGUCUUGGGCCAUGGCCUCAUCACAUCACCCCCCUCGCGCCCCGUCGGCCCUGCCAUCAUCAAAAACUGCGGACCGAAGGUUGAGCAGGAUAUUCGUCUCGACAACACGUCCCACGUUGAAGGCCUCCCCGAGCUCGCCGCCCAAGACCCUGCCUACAACGCAACCUCCUGCAACCUCUUCCUCUGCAAAGGCCUCCAAUUCGCCGACAACCCAGCCAACCACACGCAAAUGUGGACAGCAGGCCAAGUCGUGCCGAUCAAAGUGUGGAUCCGCAUUCCGCAUGAGGGCAGCGCCAACGUGAGCAUCGUGGAUACCAAGACCAACACGAUUGUGGGGGAGAUGCUGAAGGUGUGGAAAAGUGGGUAUGCGCCUGGUAGUAAGGAGAGUGAUGUUCCAGCGGAUCAGAAGGAGUUUAGUGUUACGGUUCCUGAGGGGUUGGAGGAGAAGUGUAAGAGUGCAGGGGAUUGUGUUUUGCAAUGGUGGUGGUAUGGACUUAGUGCCAAGCAGACGUACGAGUCUUGCGUUGAUUUCAUGGUCAUGAAGAAAGGGGUGAGGAGGGAUGCUUUUGCGCGGGCUUUUGCUGGUUAG